Molecule: messenger RNA, 3488 nt
Organism: Dreissena polymorpha
Lineage: Eukaryota; Metazoa; Mollusca; Bivalvia; Myida; Dreissenidae
Exons: 19
Coding region: 247-2928 (893 amino acids)
Source: RefSeq, a predicted model, not a curated record
CCUUCUAUUAAUGUAUAAUUUACGUUAAGACAUUAAGACUUCAUUAUUUACAUAAGACCAUAUCUCUGUGUUGCAUUCGUUAAAACGACUUUUGAGAAGUAACAUAUUCGUAUCCAGUAUUUUUCACCCCUUAAAUUUGGCUUAAUAUGACUUUAUGAGGCUUACAUUUCCUCUGAAGUAAUUGGGAGAAGAAACGCCAUACAAAGAAUGCCAGGAUAGACAAAACUACAAUUACUGAUUGGCAAAAUGCCGAUCACAAAGAUUCCAAUCGUUCACAAGUUUGGGAUUAUUUCCCAUACUCAACGUCUGGAACUUCAGGAGCGUUUGCUGAAGCAAUCAUAUGUCCAAACUUUGAAAAGCCAAAAGGUUCAGGUUCCUACUAGAAACCCCUUAGAAGUGUCGGAAGACUUUGUACAGGAGUAUAACAAUGCCAAGUUUUAUGACGAGAAUAUACGGUCAGCAAGAGGUACCGGGGAACAAGAGGAACCCAAGGUUAACAAGAUGAUUGAGAAAGCUGAACAACUGGAGCAAACAGCACAGAAAAUGUUAGAAAGAGCCAAGCGGCGGGCUGGUUUACGUGAUGGAGGGACAGGAAAACAUGUCAAUCUUCCAAUGGCAUGGACAGACCUUGCGCAACUGGCUCAGUGCAGAGGCAAAAUUCAGGAAGAAUGUCUGGAUGUGUUGACCAUCUCACUAGACCAGUCUCCCUUUGACAAGCACCACAUCCCUGCGCUGUUCUACCUGGCGGAGACCAUGCUGUACUGGCUGAGAACGGAGGCUGUACACCAGCCAUACCUGCGAACUGGAGAAAUCAAACUCCUCAAGAUGGGCCAGCUGGUGUUCUCGCGACUGUUUUACUACCACAUGGCAGGUCAGCUAGCCGGUCACACUGAGUUCAAGAACAGACUGUUCACUUAUCUCGACGGGCUGCAGGAAUGCCAAGAGGCGUACAGUCCCUACCCGAACGCCCUUCUGUCCAUCCGGUUCAUCAUCAACGUGGGCAAGAUCAUCAUGUCGGACGCUCAGUUGGAGCCCGGGGAGAUCAAGGAGGGGGACAAUGUCACCAAGUCUGCGCUCAGCAGGCCCAGUGCUAAAAGCGCUUCCACCGCCCUACGUACCCAACACUCCAAGGACCACUCGUCGCACAGUGUGGCCCUGAGUAGCAGCAUCCAUGACCUCAGCCCGACCCUGUGGCACGCCCUGGAUGUGUGGAGAUGCACCAAUCAUCUCAGUGGUGGCCUCAAAGAGGCACUCAAUGCGCUCAGUCAUUGUGGGAUGGGUCUCGUCAAUGAGUCAUGGGUGGACAGCAUGGUGGCGCUACAGAUCCUGGCCGAGGCGUCCAAGUCCAGUCUGAUGGCAAUGCGAGCCCUGCAUAGUCUGGCCUGCGGUAACAGACCCCAGGAGGAGGUCCAGACCUCGCAAGAAACCAGUCGAUCUGAAAGCUCGGAACAACCAUUAAAGAAGAGUUUACCUGAGAGUUACAGCAUGGAGAGUGAGGAGACAACGCCUGAGCAGCGGGUCGCCAGCACCCACAGUGUGGCCAGCUCCAAACCGCUUAGUGAUAUCUAUGAACGGGACGAGGAAAGCGAUUCAGACAAGCAAAAGCUCUCUGCCUCAUCCAAUGCUAAGCGUGAUGAUAGUGAGGGCAGCUCAAAAAAGACAACUGAUACAGAGGCCUCUCCUGAAUCUCACUCAGCAGGGAAACAGGAAAAUGGGACAGAAAAGGAAGCUAAUGACCCUGGUUACCUGCAAAAACGAGAGGUGUCAUUUGAUGCACCUAAAGUUGAUGCCGCUAAAGACCCAAAGGAGAAGAUGUCCCCUGUGAGGAGGGUCACACCCAAGUCUACACCUGGACGGGCCCGUACCCAGGGUUCCCGCACCACAGUGGGAACUGGGGAGAGUAUGUUUCCUCCAGGGACAGGCUACCAGGCAGAGGCAGGCACCACCCUCCCCAGUGGAAGGGCUUCUGAGGCCAGCACAGUACAGACCUACACUAACACCGUGAAUCCGGAGCUGCCCGGUAUUAAUGGUUGGCACUGGGAAGUAGCCAUUACAUACACAGACAUCCUUGCCGACAUAUGUCUCCAUGGCAACAAUGCGGAGAUACAGAAGAUGGCCCUGAUGGGCAUGAACCAAGAUAUAGCAGACCCAUUCAAGCGCGGCUGGUCAAUGGUCCCUCUGCACAGCGCAGGCUUACUGGACUUAGCAUUCUUCAGGGCAAUGACCGAGUCCAAAGAUGGCGGUCCCAAUGACUGGAGCUGGCGAAUCCGGUACGGAGCAGUUCAGUCAAUGGUAAAGAUUUGUCGGUGCCUGGCGAGCGACAAGAACCGGGAGGGUAUACGCAACGCAACAUGGAAUGUGCUGCUGCGUGCACAUUCCCUGGAAAAAGACGAGCGAGUUCUGGAGGCUCUGAAAGUUGGACAGGUACACACAGAUUUAGAAGGGUUCCUAAACAAGCACUUGCAGAAUAGCCCUUUCACCCUUGGCUCAAAGAUCGCAGGUGGCCUAGCGAACAUCUACCUGCCUCCUCUCCCUCCCCCUGUGGACCCCUACUCCCCACCCCGGCGCAAGGAGGCCACGCCCUCUCCUGUCAAGGGCACCACAGCCUCCCAGGAGUCCACCAUCCAGGCACCUAGGCAGCCACAUGUGAAGGCCAGAACCUCCCUUAAGGAAGAGAUAAUGCUUGCCUCGGCCCUGUAUGAGCCUCCUGUCACGUUUAACACGAGGACAAGCUUCGAUCUCCGACGAAUUGUGGAGGAUCAGUGGCGUAAAGAACUGCAGGCUCAGAUGGAGGAGGACGAAAAAGAGCGGCAAAAGGAGUUGAAGCAACGUCUGGAGGCAGUAGAGAUCUCACAGAGAAAUGCGGAGGAAACGAGGCGAGAAAAGUUUGCAAAAUCUUACAGGAAAAUGGACAAAAUGGACAAGUGAAGGGGUGUGAUAGCAUUUACUGUUGCUGUGAUAAUACGCUACAAAUUUGUUUUUUAUUAUUUGAACAUAAAAAUAAUUUUAGUGCAAAUUAAUGGUCAACAUCAUUUAUAAAUGAAGAAUGAAAUAUAAUUGAUGUCUGAACUUUGUUGCAAGAUUUCACAACAAAUGUUUCUUCCAAAAUUGUUAGGCAAAUUAAGGCAAGCAUUAUACAAUGUACAUAGCUGUUUGAAUAUGAGUAUUUAAUUUGUGAUUUGUAUUUUAGAGACUAAUUCUGAUCUAUUAUUAAAUACUGGUAAGUUUUUUGUAUUGUUUAGCAUUUUCGUCAUUUUACAAUAAACAAAUUUUUGCAUUUGCUUGAUAAUUUGUUUAUGAUAAAUUUCAUGAUGAAAGUCUAAAUAUAUAGUUAUUUAAUAUACAAUAUUUAAAGAUGUUUAAGGCGUGAUAAUUUUUCUUUUUUGUACAUUGUAUUUGUUGCUAUAUUUAUGUUAAUGUGAAAUUAUACUUUUACAAGGUAUGCUACUGUGUUAUUACUUUAUAUAUAUAAAUUACAUAAAAUUUGA